AUGAUCGACCGAUUCGGCCGUCUCUACAGUCGGUGCCUCUACCAAAAUCCCGUACUUUUUCUGAUUGUACCCCUUUUCGUGACCACCGUUAUCCCGGCCGCUCUUUUGUUCUUUUGCCCGAUUCGAUUGAGCCAGAAUGCUGAAAUUGUGAGUGAUUUUUAUCGAUUUUUGUGGUGAAAAGUCACGGUUCGGAUGAUAGUAGUACAAGCCUUUUUGAAGACCUCUUUAGCACGUGCGUGAGUGCGGAAAUUGAAACCAUGUAGCGUUUUGUUGAAAAACGAUUUCCGAAAACACCAGAGAUCACCUUGAUUUUCCAAUAAAACCUAUUCGAAAUGAUCAUAAAAUGUGUACGUUUUUGGGAAUGAGAACGAACGAAAUUUAUGCGGUAAAUCGGUCGCGACCGGCGUUUUUUCGGCUUAAUCGAUUAUUGGAGGAGCAACCGAAGAAACUUUUCUGCUAAAAAUUACUUAAACACUUUUUUAUGCGAUGAACAAAUGCGCCGAAAACAUUUCCCUUUUUCUCUGCGUCUCUUCUAUUUCUCCGAACGACCUUUGAAAGUGUUCCGAAUGUUUCGGGUCAGUUAUUCCAUAGAACAGAGAAAUUAUACAAAAAAAGAAUAUACAAAUUCCUUUGCCUUCCGAUUUUUUGGCUCUCACGUUUUGCAACCGAACCAGUCGUUUCGCAACUCAUGCUCCCUUGUUUUUCAUGUAUUCUGACACUUUCUCUUCCAAAAUCAAGCACAUCUAUCACUAUUUUCGGUCCAUUUUGAUGGGUUUUUAUGCUCGGUUGCGAAAAUGAUGAGCGCCGAUAUUGUACAUACAAAAGAAGUAUUCAGAAGAAAAAAGAGGCUUUUCUUCUCCGAUUUCUAUAAAUUUCGCAAUCUUCUAGUGUGUAUUGCGCCAGCGGAAAACUUGAAAAAUGAAAAGAGAGAGAGUGAGAGAGAGAGAGAGAAAAGAAGGAAUACCGGUUGGCCAGAAGCCGUCCGAAACCAAUGUUUGUUCACGGAAUACGCAUGUACUAAACACUGGAACGCAACCGAUUAGUGUACAUUCGAAAAAGAAGGGGUUUGAGAAGUCCGAAAUAUUGUAGAAAAAGCACACUCGGCAAGCAAAUUCCAAAUUGUUUCAGGGAUUCGACACGAAGGACACGUCGCUCUCGGGUGCGAGGCUGGCGUGGGCGAGGAUGCAGGCGAGCCUGAUGUACAGUAACCGCAUCGCCUUCUCCAACCCGCGAGCCAUCGAUUCGGAAGUGCAGCAGCCGAGCGCCGAGGCGCCGAAGAGGGUCCGGCGGAGUUGGGCCGACAAUCUGCUGUCGGCCAUCAACCAGGUCGCCUGCUACGAUUCGCCCAUCCCGCUCAGUCAGUUUUUUCGGUAUCAAGAAAUGCGGAUAGCCUGACUAGGGAAUGGCCCGCACUUACCUUGGGCUUUUGGAAUGGGACCUAUAUGAUUCGAAAGAGAAUUUCACGGAGAAUCCGAAUCUGCUCUCCAAUUUUUGCUAAAGAGAAAUCUGCCUGUUUCUGCCACAUUUUCCUAGCAAGUUCAUCUUCGGCGACCUGUAUCUCAAGAACCACGCGUCCGUUGCAAAAGUGGUAAACUAGUAAGUUAACGCAAAUUAUCUCGUGAAUAAUUUUGUAGUUGAUCGUCUAUUUAAAAAAAAAUUAGUUUUCGAGUUAUGAACUGUUUUCCUAGAGCGACAAGAAAAAAGCGACGAUAACUCGAAAACUAAUUUUUUUUUAAUAGACGAUCAACUACAAAGUUAUUCCCGAGAUAAUUUGCGUUAACUUACUAGUUGGCCACUUUUGCAACGGAUUCUUGAGAUACAGGUCGCCGAAGAUGAACUUGCUCGGAAAAUGUGGCACAAACAGGCAGAUUUUCUCGGCAGCCAGUGCUCUUUAGCAAAAAUGGAGAGCAGAUUCGGAUUCUCCGUGAAAUCCUCUUUCGAAUGAUAUAGGUCCCAUUCCAAAAGCCCAAGGUAAGUGCGGGCCAUUCCCUAGUGUGCCUGUUCUGCACCUCUAUCAGAGUUGAGCGGAAUUCCGCCUUCCGCUUUCCGCCGCUUUUUUCAUUCCGCCUUCCGCCUUCCGCAAAAAACGUAAUUUUUAGUUAACUUUCUUUGAUUUUCUGCCAGAAAACUGACGUUGACGCCAAAAAUUCGAUACCAGCUUCCGCCUUCCGCCUUUUCAAAAAAUCGAUUCCGCUCAACCCUGAUCCCUAUGCAAGCCUCUGUUAGCCGCAUCAGCCGGGACGGGAAGCGCGACGAGUUCGGGUUUGCGCGAGGUUUCGUGACGCGCGCGUCACGUUUUCCACGUUUAAAGCACAUUAGACACAAACAAAAACGCUCUUUUCAGUGGAUCAUCUGUCGCAAGUGGUUCUGGAAGUGGACAACUACGAUUCUAUCUACGAUCUGAAAUUUCUCGACAAACUCUGCCAAAUGCAAUCGAACAUCUCGAAGCAGUUGGGCCGAUUCGACGCGUUCACUCCGUACCGAAACAUUUGGAGUGUGGCCAACAUGUUCGCGUGCAUUUCGCCCAAUUUGAGAGUGAAUUGCACCGAAUUGGACGAGGUAUGUGUCGCCGAGAACGCGACGAAGGGGGCUGCGGGCGCGCUCUUGUCACUCGCCCAGCCUCCUUGGGAUUUUGCGGCGCCGGUGGUUCAGUGCACAGGAAAAACGGGAACAGCGAAGAAUCACUGAAGGAUUAGACACGCUAACCACUGAGCGUGGAACAAUCGGUUACUGAACUCCCGUUUCGCCGAUUACUGAUUCCUCACUGAUUCCUCACUGUCCAGCGUUCGCUUCCCGCUCUUCCCCUCCGUUCACUGAUCCGUCGCUGAUUCCUCACUUCCCCGCGUUCGCUUCCCGCUCUUCCCGUUCACUUCGCUCAUUGUUUCCCGUUUUACUCGAGUCUUUGCCUUUUUUCACUUGGACUAAGGGGGAAGAGUAUUUCGAUGUGAUGGUUCAAAUAAAAAUUAUCGGAAAAUUGCAAUUUCUCAUGAGAACAAGUCCAAGUAGUCAAAGGACACGAAUGAUAUCGCAGUGUUUUGCCUUUGCAGUCAGCAAAAAGUCACCCAGUUGAAUUUAUAUGCAUUUUCGCUCCAAGUUAAAAAAUUUACAAACAAACUGUUCGUCGCUUUCUUCUUUACACACUUAUGGGGUUAUUCAGGCUGUGAAAAAAAAUAAUUGUUUUCCGUUUUUUUUCGUUUUUUUACGUCAAAAAAUAUAAUUCAGCGAUGUAAAAAAACGAAAAAACGGAAAACAAACAGACGCUGAAUAGCCCCAUUACAUGAAAAUUGAACAAAAUGCAAAAAAAAAAUCGACGAACAGUUCGGGUGAAGAAAUUUUAAACUUCGAAGGCAAAACUUUGCGACAGCGGAAAAUCUCAGAGUAACACAGAAAAAAAUCAUAAUUACAAAAAAGCAAGUUACCGCUUCCAACAUGAUACUUAUAAAUGCUAACAAGGGCAUAUUGUCAGGACUUGUAAAUUUUUAGAGUGUGGGCAAGACGGCAACACUAGACUAAUCCUAGAGUGAUCCCGUUUCAAGAGUGAUCCUACACUAACUUCUCAGUGAUCCCGUUUUGUUCAGUAGCUCCUCACUAAUCUUUCGCUCAUCGCGUUUCACUCAUGCUUCGCUAAUUCCUCACUGCGCUCCUCAGUAAUCGGACAGUGAUUCCUCACUGCUUAGCGUCCCCUUCAGUGACUGUUCACUAACCGAUUACUGAUUUCUGGCUAAUCAGCGUCUACUCGGUGAUCGCUCGGUAAUCCCCGAGUGUUGCCGUUUUUCCUGUGUGGUAGAAUGCUCGCCUGCCACGCGGGCGGCCCGGGUUCGAUUCCCGGCCGGCGCAACUCUUUUUGAUUUUUUACUUCUUGAAAGUGCAUUAGAACGCACACAAAUUUAUCCACAUUCUACGAGAAGGACGUUGAAAAUUUGAAUAAUCUUGCAGUCCGACAUCAAAAUCGUUCGCAAAACUAUCGAUUCCUGCUGGAAAUACCGUACUCCGAUUAUCGAGUGUCGAAAUGAAAAGUGUCAAGGACAGUGUGCCACUUGCAAAGGUACAGUACUCCUAAACCUCCUCAAAAAUCACUAAGAAACGCCGUACUUUCAGAGGUGCCGGAAGAGUGUUCCUCUCAAAUAAUGCACGAUCUGUUCUACCGUAUUCUUCCGAAAGACAAAGAAAAUGCUCCGUUUCUCGUCAACACUUUUCUGCCCGUUUUCACGUUAACCGGCUAUAUCACUCAAAAUAUUCCCAUUGAUGUGCUGCUUUACGACGAUUUGGAGGCCGCUAUCAUCGACUAUUCGGACAGGAAUCAGUUCGAGCUGAAAGGUGAGCAACUACCUACCGUAUGCCUCAAUGAUUGUUGCAAACAAUUUGAAAAAUUUGUACCAAAUUAGAUGUUUUAAUAGUUUUCAUUGAGAAGAAACGUAAAAACGAUCAAAAGAAUCAUUGCAGGACUUUUGAUGGACGUAAAACGGGACCGUCUCCUCAACGCCGCCCUCCGUGACUCGCUUUUGGCUCUUCUCGCCGCUCUUCUCGUCAUGCUCGUCAGUUGUCUACAGUACCCGAAAUUACGCGCCGCCCGUGUUUUCUUGCAGGUCGUCGCAGUGCAUUCUCAGUCACUUCUCUACGCGUUCGUCGUCAUCUCGCUAUUGGCGCUUUCUGUCGUCGGUGCGUCGGGCACAACUUUUUCGAGAUGUGCUAACAAGAAUGAGUUUGCAGGCGCUCUUGGCGUGUACAGUCUGUUCACCGACGAAUUCCCGCUCCUCAAUCUCGUCACUUUCGUUCUGCUCAUCGCAAUCGGCUCCGACGACGCUUUCCUGCUCAAAUCCAACUUUCCGUCGCAUCUGAACGAGGACACUUUUCAUACGGUAAUAGUUGUUCGCCGCAGCUGACACUGUACUGUUCUAGUUCCGAACUUGAAUGACUUCAGAGCAGGGCUGGGCAAUUGACCGGCCCGGGCUUUUCGUUGGCCGGCCCUUGUACCUGGACUUUUGAACCACUUGCAUUAUUCCGAUCGGACCCAAACUUUGCAGGCCUCUUGGGCAUGUGUUGAAGCAUAUUGAGACAAAGUUUCAGCCCGAUCGGAUUAUUUGGUCCCGAGAAAUGUGGAUCAUUGGCCGAAAUUGGCCGGAAGCCCGGGCUUUUUGAAAAAAAUCGGCCAAUGAUCUACAUAUCUCGGGACCCGACGAUCCGAUCGGGCUGAAACUUGGUUCCAAUGGCCCUCAAUCCAAGUUCAACAAUUCUGCAAAGUUUGGGUCCGAUCUGAUAAUUGCAAGUGGUUCAAAAGUCCAGGUCAAUGGUCGGCCAACGAAAAGCCCGGGCCGGCCAAUUGCCCAGCCCUGCUUCAGAGAAAAGUUUGACGAAAUCCGAAAAUCAAUUGCAGUUCCUCGGCCACACCUCGUUCACAAUGUUCCUCACGUGUUUCUCGACCGUCGUCCCGUUUUUCAUCAAUAUCACCUCGAACGUGAUCGUUUUUCGGUUAGUUACACAACUACAGUACUCCUACAGUACUCUUUCACUACAAAAACCGUUUUCUCUUCAGCUGUUUCGGUCUGUUCGCCGGAGUUACAGUAAUCUUCAAUUAUUUCAUGGUCGUCUCAUUUUUGCCCGCUUUUCUACUCAUUCAACACAGGUAACUAUAACCGCUUCAAAACGAAUCGUCUACAAUUUCACAGUUCGCGCUUCUCUUGAAUCUUUUUUUUGCAGACACUUGGACUGUUUUGCGACUCCAAAACUGCCGUUCCGUUCGGUUUUAUCGCAUUUGAUGUACGUGCUGCUGCCGAGCGUUUUGAUACAGGUAACUACAGUAAUCCAUUCCAUUUCGUGCACCUACCGUACUCCUACCGUACCUCAACUUUCAGGGUCGUUUCGUGCUCAUGUCGCUUCUGUCUAUUAUCGCAAUCGGCGGCGCGGCGAUCACCUACGACGGCCUCCAUUUGCCCGAGUACAAUCCGCUUCAACUGUUCACUUCCGACAAUUUACACGAAUGGUAACGACUACCGUAAUCCUAGAAAAAAAGUCAAAAAGUUACCAGGUACGACAAUAAUGCGGAGCGAAAUUUCGAGUUUGUCGCCAACAAAAUCGCGUUGCCGUUGACGUCUCGGCUCGUUUGGGGCGUUGAGCCCAUUUAUUCAUUGUCGACGUUUCGGGCAAAUGCCACAUCACCACUGAGGUACCUACAGUAAUCUGUAGCUGGAAAAGUGCCGAAAAAUGCAGAGUUGAUCACAUGUAUAACUGUAUAACUUUGACAAUAGUUUUGAAAGCUACAGUACUCGAACAGUAAUCCCCACAAAAUUCAUUUUCCAGAUCCGAUCCGAUUUUCUCGUUAAAAACCUCGUCCGACGUGCAUCACUUGGCGAGUUCGCUCCAGAAAGCGCGAGAAUUGCCGUUUGUGAAGCAUCCGAACAAGUUCUGGCCCGAACGAUUUCUCGAUUGGUCCGACGGAUAUCCGUGUGCCAGGGGGUACUAGUUUAUUGAUUUUCUGAAAAUGCUCAAAAACAAAAUGGAUUAGACUGUAUGCCGCGUCCAAAGUGUCGGAAAAACCGGAAAAACCGCAGAUUUUUCUGUCCAAAGUCGGUCGAAAUUUGCGUGGAAAACGGGGGUGCGCACAGCUCAAUGAAUGUAACCGUACCCCUAAAACUACGGUAUUUUUUGAAAAUUUGUUAAUUUCCUGAGGAUAUUUGAAAUUUUUUAAAUUUCUUGGGUAAAUUUUCAAAAAAUACCGUAGUUCUAGGGGUACGGUUACAUUCAUUGAGCUGUGCGCAACCCCGUUUUUCACGCAAAUUUCGACCGACUUUGGACAGAAAAAUCUGCGGUUUUUCCGGUUUUUCCGACGCUUUGGACGCGGCAGUAGAAAUAUUUGCGUUUGACUCGAGAACCCUUUGAAAAAUGAUUUAAUCGAAUGCUAAGUUCCCAACAAAACGUUAAAAUUUUCGCAUUUCCAUGUGAGCCUACAAAUGGACAAACAAUGAGCAACAAAUUGUCAGAUUCCUGUGCUGCAACAUGUCGAACCCGCUCUUCUCGGACUCUUACCUCGAUUUCUGCCUGCGCAACUCGACCUCCUUCCUCUCCACCUCCUACAACGACACUCCGAUCUUCGACAACUCGACGUUCGCGCUCGUCGGCUACACGGCAAUGUUGCCCACUUCGCUCAAGUACAACCACCGCUUCUCGCUCCUCUCCGACGCCUUCGCACAGUUGGAGAGGACGAAGCCGACGGACGGGUGGUGGGCUCCCGAGUGGUGGCUCAUGAGCACUUGGUUCGUUUUUUGCAACACAUUUCAUGUUUGAAAUUACUUUUCGCCGAUCCGAACCAAAAAUGGAUUGAAGUAGGCCCGAUGAGUUCCAUAAAUGCGACAACUUGGAGCCGGUAUUGUGGCGCACACAUCGGCCCGCGCCACGAUACCGGCCCUUUUUUGUUGUCACAUUUGUAGAACUCAUCAGGAGCUACAAUCUGACAUCAGUUUUAAUACAUAGAAGCAGUUUUCGAAAAAAUCAACUAACACUGUUGCCAUUUCAUGCAAAAAUCACAUUUUCCCCAGGUUCGACUUGCUGCAAUCGAUCGUGCAGGACUGCCUGAGCUCCGUCGUCGGCUCACUCGUUUUCGUCGCCAUUUUUGCGUUCAUUCAACUCAAAUUCCAGGUAACUUUUUGUACUGUUUCGAACGUUUGCUUUCCAAAAGUCAAAAUAAAUCCGAUCCAACCCAGUAAAAUGUCAUGAAAAUAUUGAUUAGCCGAAAAAGGCCGGCACUGUACCAGAGUUGAGCGGAAGAACACGGAAGAAUUUUUAUCUUUUUUAGAAAAUUUUUUCAUGAAAUGUGAUCAACUGACGAAAUGUAUAGCAAAGUGAACUCUGCUCAUAAAAAAAUAAUUGUAAUUUUAGCUUUUCAUACAAAAAAGUUAUUCGAGUUGUUACGUGAAAAAGGGCUAACGGAACAACUCGAAUAACUUUUUUGUAUGAAAAGCUAAAUUUACAAUUAUUUUUCGAUGAGCAGAGUUCACUUUGCUCUACAUUUCGUCAGUUGAUCACAUUUCAUGAAAAAAUUUUCUAAAAAAGAUAAAAAUUCUUCCGUGUUCUUCGUUGAGUUCUUCCGCUCAACUCUGCACUGUACACUUUUCAGUUGCACGUAGACUUUGAGGCACAUUUCGAAUAAUUUUUGAGGGAAAAAUUCAGGAAUAUUCAGAUUUCUAACCAUUAUUCGUACUUCAGGCGGUGGCGGCGGUGGUCACGAUCGCGGGCGUGAUCUUUACCUCGUCGGCGGUGGUGACGCUGCUCGGCUGGGUGCUCGGAGUGCUCGAGGCGGUCAUCCUGGUGCUGGUCGUGGGACUUUCGUUCGACUACACUCUCCACUACGGCGCCGCAUUGCCCGCUCAUGGAUGCUCGCGGCACCGCAUCCGGGAGGCCACCUCCAAGGGCGUCGGGCCCGUCACUCUCGCCGCGUUCACCAGUUUCCUGGCCGGCGCUUCCAUGCUUCCCGCUCUGACUCACGCUUUUUAUCAGGUUUGUGUCCUUUUCCAGUUGAAAACGGGGAUUUUUCUCGACUUUUUCAAGUUAUUUACUAGUGUUCAAGGCAGAUGACGUAACAAUUUCGUUUUUAUAACAGUCAGUGGCACACGGUCUCCAGAGCUUACAAUUUGCGACCUUUUCAUGAAUUUAUAUUUGUUUCCCCAGAUUUUUGUGCUGAAAAUUUCGACAAACCUCAUUUUGCGCAUUUGCGACCGUCUUCAGACGUAUAAUUAAAAUUGGUUUCGAAAUUGAUUCAAGCGCUCGAACCAGAAAAUUGAUCGAAAAAUAACUGAAAUACACGCAGUUUUGGCCAAGAAACUGCAAACGGAUAAAUGCCUCUUUCUUGCGCUUAAAAAAUCGCUUUGAAAAAGCACAAAAGAGAAAUGCAUGAUUUCUCAGGUAAUUUCCGGCAGAUUGCUGCAAAAAUCGGCAGUUUGCCGAUCAAAUCGGCGCGGGUGCCGAUUUUUGCAGCAACCCGCCGAAAAUUACCUGAUAGCCUACUUGAAAAAAGAUGAAUCGCCUGGAGAAUGAGUGUUUGCAGGUCGGCGUCUUCCUGGUGGUCAUUUCGAUCACUUCGUGGACCUUCUCCACCUUCUUCUAUCUGCCGAUGCUCUCUUUGACUCUUCCGAAGCAGUGCGGCGUGUGUCCGUAUUGCGAAAAGACCAAUUUGAUGCAUUUGGCGCCGAGGAGAUAA
Caenorhabditis sp. 36 PRJEB53466 is the source of this 9190-nucleotide messenger RNA. The record is from the annotation of a GenBank genome assembly. NCBI's taxonomy places the organism in Eukaryota, Metazoa, Nematoda, Chromadorea, Rhabditida, Rhabditidae.